Strongyloides ratti is the source of this 1617-nucleotide messenger RNA. Its product is annotated as Lysosomal Pro-X carboxypeptidase. The coding region runs from base 1 to 1617 and encodes 538 amino acids. NCBI's taxonomy places the organism in Eukaryota, Metazoa, Nematoda, Chromadorea, Rhabditida, Strongyloididae. Gene Ontology annotation, biological process: proteolysis. The transcript has 3 exons. Gene Ontology annotation, molecular function: dipeptidyl-peptidase activity; serine-type exopeptidase activity. The record is from RefSeq and is a predicted model, not a curated record.
AUGAAACUUUUAUUUUUUUAUUUUUUACUUCUUCUAUUUUGGAGUACAAAUAAUGUUGUUAAUAGUAUAACAUUUUUAAGAGAUCCAGUUACAUUUUUAAAUUUGAAUGAAACAUUAAAAGGUAAAAAAAAUGAUUAUAAAUGGAAAGAGGAAUUUUUUGAAAAAAUGCCAAUUGAUCAUUUUAAUUAUAAUGAUGAUAGAACAUUUAACUUGAGAUAUUUAAUAAAUGUAAUGUAUUACAAACCUGGAGGACCAAUAUUUUUUUAUACUGGAAAUGAGGGUUCUAUUGAAGUUUUUGCAAAAAAUACAGGAUUUAUGUGGGAUAUAGCACCAGAUUAUCAUGCUGCAAUAGUUUUUGCUGAACAUCGUUUUUAUGGAAAAAGUUUACCAUUUGGUAAUGAGUCAUUUUCAGAUAUCAAAAACUUGGGUUAUUUAUCAUCAAGUCAAGCAUUAGGAGAUUUUGCUGUAUUAAUAAAAUUUUUAAAAAAAGAUAGAUUACCAAAUGCAAUUAAAUCCCCAGUUAUUGCUUUUGGUGGUAGUUAUGGUGGUAUGUUAGCAUCGGCUUUGAGAUUAAAGUAUCCUCAUCUUUGUGAAGGUGCAAUCGCCUCAUCUGCUCCUAUUUAUUGGUUUCAAGGGAAAUUAAAUAAAGAUAAUACUUAUGAUAACAUUGUUACAAGAACAUUUAAAUUGUCAGGAUGUAAUGUAGAUACCAUUUCAAAAUCUAUUGAUGCUGUUAAAAAUAUUGUAACUAAAAAAGAUGGAUUAGAUUGGAUAAAUAAAUUAUUUAAAUUAGAGAAGAAAUCUCUUCUGACAAAGGCAGAGGAUGGAGAAUGGUUGAUUGAUAACUUUAGAGAUACACUUGGAACAAUAGCAAUGGUUGAUUAUCCUUAUGAAUCUAAUUUCCUUUCACCAUUACCAGCAUCACCAGUCAAAGAAGCAUGUAAACAUUUUCAAGGAAGUGAUAAGUACGAUGACAAAACACUUGUUACAUCUAUUUAUAAAGUUUUAAAUUUAUUUAACAAUUAUACUGGAAAUACACCAAAUUUAUGUGUUAAUCCGGAUACCUGUUCUGGACCCUUUUCUGGAUUAGGAGAUAUAUUGGGAUGGACAUGGCAAGCUUGUACGGAAAUGAUUAUGCCUAUGUGUGAUAAUGGUUUACCUGAUGAUAUGUUCCCAAAAAAUUGCCCAUUUAAUUUGAAUAAUUAUCUAGAAAAGUUUUGUAAAAAAACUUUUGAAAAAAUAGGUUACAAAACAAGUUUAGCUAAUCCUGAUUCAUAUAUGACAAAUUAUGGCGAUAGCUAUGAAACUGUUGGAAAUAUUGUCUUUACCAAUGGAUAUUUAGAUCCAUGGAGUGGUGGUGGUUGGAUGUUAAAACCAGGAACAAAAGGUUCAGUUGUAAGUAUUAUUAUCAGUUCUGGAGCACAUCAUUAUGAUUUAAGAGAACGUAACAAAUUAGAUACACCAGAAGUUAAAGAAGCUCGAAGAUUAGAAGUGAAACAUAUAAGUCAUUGGAUAAGAAAAGCUAAGAAACGCCAUGCUAAAGAAUUAAAGCACCAAUUAAGAGAGAAACAAGAUUUAAAAAAGCAAAAACAAAUGACUAAGUUGACAAUACGUUAA